This is a messenger RNA of Dermacentor albipictus, 893 nucleotides long. It is a transcript of the gene DnaJ-60, whose product is annotated as DnaJ-like-60. NCBI's taxonomy places the organism in Eukaryota, Metazoa, Arthropoda, Arachnida, Ixodida, Ixodidae. The record is from RefSeq and is a predicted model, not a curated record.
AUGAAUUCGACGGCUUUUUCCGCUUGUGGUUUCUGAUCACACCGUACACGAAUGUUGAUGGAGCAGAUAGCGUAAUUGGUGUGUGCUCUAUUGUGCUCCGACAGUCAUGCUUUCGAUCUUCAAUGUUGCUACACGCUGUCAAGCUAGACUUUAGUACAAAAUCAAGUCACAGAAUUGCAUGGCAUUUAGUGAGGCACCUCAGCAAGAGCUACUACGAAGUGUUGGGGGUGAAGAAUGACUGCACACAGAAGGACAUCAGGGACGCCUAUGUCAAGCUGUGCAAACAGCUCCACCCUGACGUCAAAGGUGCUGCCACAUCAAUAAAAGACCACAGCAAGUUUACUGAGCUCAACCAAGCCUACACAAUCCUUAGCAAGCCUCUUGACCGCAAGCAUUACGAUGACACUCUACUGCAUCCAGAGCUUCACAACGUCCAACGUACAGUGUGGAGGCCAUACACACGUUAUGAAGAGCCAUUCAUGCACACAAAAGGCUCCAGUGGCUACGAUGACUAUGAGACACCAGGAUAUGAGGACUUUGCUCAUCUGUACAAAGAAAAACGAAGACAGCACCAGAAUGCCAAGGUCUAUAUUGUGAUGGGGUGCCUUGUCUUGAUCGUUUCUGGUGCUUGCCUCCAUUAUGUAGCGUUCAGAUAUGGAAGCUCCAGCGAAAUGAAGAGGAAGAUUCAAGAGAACAGCAGAAAGAACUGGGCAGAGUACCAUCAAUCCAAGAGUGACUUCAGGAAGUACGGCAUGGAAGGCCAGAUGGAGCGGCUACUCGGAUUCAAACGGGAGACAAAAGAGGACAAGGGUGAUAAAAGCAGUGAAGACUGAGCCUUAGUAUGUUUGAUUUAGGAACAAGCUUAAUAAAUAUAGGUGUUCUAUUGCCCUGCA